CUCCCCAAUGCGCCUGCUGCAGCUGAGAGUUGUUUGGGACGGGAGUCGGUCUAUCGCUAGCUGCAGCACAAGGCCCAUCCUUGCCUUGAGAGCCACUGUUUACUUUCGACGCGCGACAUCUCCCUCGCCCGGUCCGCCCAACGCGACCUCCAGUCUCCGACUACAUCACGACCACCUCACGACGCGACGACAUGACGACUUAGCCCACCCCGAUAUCGACAGUACUUCCCCAGCACUUCUCCGCCAGCAGUGCCCACUCCGAGCAUAAUUCCGCGCAUGAGGGCCGUCUGAUCAUGGCCACAGUCAUUGCGGCACCGCCUGCCCUGUCAGGGGAGCUUUCGCUCUUCCACACCACAGAUCCAUUGCUCGGCAACUCGCCCGUGUUGGUCUUCCAUGGGCCCGCUGCCACCAUUGGCGCAACGAGUUCGCGCAUUCAGGUACACAUCUUCACUCCGGCCGGUCUGGGCUCAUAUGCGCGGCUAUCAGUUUCGCCGAACUCGCCAUUCUAUUCGGCUGUCAUCAAUCUGCCGCGGGAAGAGCAAGGGGACGAAGUUUGUCGCGGUCUAGCUUUUGGUCUGAAGAAGUACUUUUCCGAAUUGGGCGAGAUUGUGAAGAAGACAUGGACAGCACAGGUCAAGGCACCUUCGCCUGGCGCAUUGUUCGGGGAUGAUCAUAUUGCCAUUCUUGCAACGCGAAUGACGAGAAUCGAGAAUGUGAAUGCAGUAAUUGGAGAGCUGCUCGACGCGUUUUGCGAGCAGAGACUCUCAUGGCUGGAUGUGGAUGUUGUACUACCACCAGGAACGAUCAAGGAGAGACCUGAUUCAGCUGGCUCUGAAGAUCUCACCGAUCACGAAUUGCUGCAACGACAAUAUGGGCGAUACGCAGACCUAAUCGCGACUUUUGGCGAGGUCGCCUUCCUGCCGACGUCGAGAGUCAAGCGAGCACCUUCGAGAGCGAAUGCGAUUGGCAGGAGUAAUUCAUUCUUGAAGUCGGCCAAAGAGAACGCCCGCAAGCAGUUGGCCGAGCUGGUCACUACUGAAGAGAGUUAUGUGAAUCGUUUGGAGCAGCUCCAGGACCUGACGAGCAACAUUGGUGCGGAUCUCAAAGCUCGCCAUCAGCAGACAUUGGCUGAUGUGUUCUCACCCGCACUUCCAACAAUACAUGAGCUGAAUUCGGCUUUUCUCGAGGCGCUGCGGAGUGUCGUGGACGGAACAGAUUCGGCAGCCAACGAGGAUAUCGACAAUUCUCUCGACGAAGCAUCUGCCACGGACCAUGUCGAGGGCGACUCUCAAGGUCUGGAACAGUUUGCGCAAUGUCUUUGCGAGUGGUUCCCAAAGUUUUCCGACUCGUACAAGGAGUAUCUUGGGAGUCAUGCACAGGCUUCGUUCACAUUGCGGACUAUUCUACGUACUGGCGACUCCCUCGCGCUUGCAUUGCAGGAAAUUGGCGAGCAGAAGCUGACUUCUCUGCUCAUUGAGCCCGUCCAACGUUUGCCACGCUACAAUCUUUACAUUGACAGUAUAGCCAAGAGUCUGCCGAUCAAGCACCCGGCCUUGAAAACAUUGCUUCGCGCCCGCGACAUGAUAACGGACAUUUGCGCCGAGAAUGAGGGCACAGAGGCUACUGCGAUGGUUGACCGUCUUCGCUCGCGGAGUUUAGGCUGGCCGCUAGACAUCAACGUUACUGGCCGUCUAGUCACGGCUGUUGACUUCAUUGAGCUAAUGCCGCCUUACGGCUUCGUCAACUGUGAUGGUGCGGCCGGCAUCAUGUUCCUGUUCACGGACGGCAUCAUCAUAGUCGAAAAGUCUCCCGGCUCAAAGGCUUCUGCUCGAUCACUGCUCACAGAAAUUGAGAGCGGGCCGAUGCCCAGCAAAUCCGUGGAAAGUCUGACAGAUGGCGUGGGAGACCUUCACUUUGUGCGAAGGUUGCAACUCGAUGCUUUACAGCUGACUGAGAGUCAUGACGGUCAUGCGUUGCAACUGAUGACGUUUUUCCAGCUCGGUAUGGGUGCACUGGCGCCCCAGGAGCCUAUUUUGGACUCGUGCCAGGUUCUUCGACUAGAGAACUCAUACGACGGCAGAGCUGCAAGAUUGAUUGAGGAAGUUGCAAAAGCGAGGAUCGAACAUCGUUUCUCAGAAGCAGAACGGGAAUCCAGUCUAUGGGAGAUUCGCGCAACAGAGCCCGCAACGGACACUCUUGGGCUUCUGGGUGCUAUUUUUGAGGAUUCGAAGACCGAGUAUGUCAGCACGCGGAAUACAAAGGCGGCGGUACGUGUUGUAGUUGAUCCCGAGAGACAUUCUGCGCAAGCGCAACCCGGCCAAGAUGGCAUCCAGGUUGUCGUCCAUCUAGCUCCGCAUCGAGAUGAAGACUGGCGACUCACUGUGGAUUCAGCAGGAGGUAGCAUUGGUCGCGAACAUGUCGAUACGCCUGACCUUGUUCCAGCUCUGCGUCGGAAGAUCGCCGCGGCUUCCAGUGUCCGCUUUGCAGUGGAACAGCCAUCAAUGGCGGCUUGUCUGCUUUUACGCAACCUGGACAUAUUGCAGUCACUUCUACUCCAGACCUCUGCGCAGGACGGCGAGCUGAGGCAAGUGCAACUUGCGCCUCGGGAACGAGCACAUCGGCCCAAAUCGCCCAGGAAACUACUGUCGAGCUUCCUGUCAAAUGUUGGCCCUGGAGGCGAGCCGCCCACACUUCUGCAGAAACCAAUGCCUGGUAUGGGAUCAAUGACGAGCAUUCCACGGCUGCCCAGCAAUGCUUCAUCGCACAAGCCAGGCAGCCGCGAAGGGAGACCAUCGUCAAAGGAAGGCCAGCCGCUUUUCUCGCCAUUCUCACCUCCUAGCGAUAUGGCCGCCUCUCAACUGAAGAAGAUUGAAGAUACACUAUCGGCUUACGUGCUGGCGAUACAAGCUCGCAAGGGCAACAUCGUUGGCAAAAAUCUCAAGCUUCGACACGUGGCAGACGAGGCCUCGGUCGGCGAGCUCUAUGGCGGACUUCUCGAUGAUCCGAACAUGAUGGUGCUUGCUGCCCAAGCGCCACUCGAUGUACUGUUUGCUGCGUUCGAGAGGUUCCUCAAUCAGGCCUGGAGAGAGCGUAUCGGCCAGGUCAUGCCGUUCUCUGUCUUCCAGGACAUCCAAGCCAAAGCCGAGACUGCGUUCCCAAGCGAGUUCGAUGACUACUUCAAGUCAUGUAUGGCCAGGCUCGCACCUCAAAAUCAGCGUGCUUUCAAAUCAAUACUCAAGCUUUUGGCCGAUCUGCUUGACGGGACUGGCAAUGACGGCGACAGGGGCGCUUUGACUGCCUGCUUCGCCGAGCUUCUGGUUACUGACGGCAAUCCCCACGACUAUAUUGCUCUCAUUGAUCGAUUUGUGGACGACACAGACACCUACUUUGGCGAAUCAGUCGAUACCAGCUUUUUGCAAAGCUACAAGGACUCCGGAUCUUUCAACUCACACAAGAGGACGCGCUCGCACAACUCUGCGUCCAUGACAAGCAACACCUCUUCACUCCGCCGCAAGUUCGGUUUUGGCACGCUGAGCCGGGAAAACAGCAAGUCUGAGCAGGAGUCCAAAGUUUCGUCGGUGUGGCGCACCCUCAGCAAGAGCACACGAGUCGAUCAGAGCCCAGCAAAUAGUAUCUCGAAAGGCUCUUUCGGUCGCUCGCGCUCAAUCGACACCGAUGCUGCUAGUCUCGGCUACAGACCGCCUUCACAAGACAGCGCCAAGGUCUCCAAUGCAUCAAUCAACGAAUUACCGAACCUGCAGCGAACGCCUAGUAGCCACAACAUCGGCCUGUCCACGAUAGGCGAGCAUCCAAGCUUCAUCCCGACUGGUCCUCCUCGGAAGAAGCGGCGUAGUUCGCUCUCUGAUCUCAAGGAGCUUUCGCCAAAGCGGGACCGGGAGCCUUUGUCGCCUAUUACUCCACGAAGAACACCGAUCACGCAGAAGACGUUGGACGAGAAGCAGCUGCCGACUUCCCCCGUGCCCUCUACGCCAUCUGCUCCAUCUUCACGCGAUGGCACUCAAAGAUUUGGUAGCCCAUCGCUGAAGUCGCCACGUUCGCGCCUGCCCGCCUCAUUUCGACGAGACCUUUCGCCCGGCCCAAGCAAGAUACUGUCUGGCGAACCGCCACAGCUGCCGCGUCCACAACUUGGUCGGUCCAAAACCGACGGCACAGACCUUGAGCGACCAAAGACAAGUGGUGAUCGCCCCGAGGAGUUGAUCAUCACUGCUCGCCCGACUUCGAAUAUUCCCAGUCUUGUGCCAAGAGCUUCGUCGCCAGCAAAGACGCGACCUCAGACACCAGGUCGCGCCGGUCUUUCCGAGCGACCUGGAGCUGGCAAUAUCGUGAAGAAACCAUCACCCAAAGCUGAGAAGACUGGUCGCGCACGCAGUACAACCAUCGACGUGCCAGCAGCCACUACCUCUCCUCGCAAGCUUCGCAUGCAAUCGCCUCAAAAGCUCAGAGAACGUCUCCAGAACGAACAGUCAGCUAUCGCAGCAGCUCAGACCUCUCUACAAGACGAGCUAAGUAAGAUUGGCGAUGAGCUCACCAGCACUCCAUCAAGCCGUACACCAGCCAACCGCAGCCGUACCGUGGCCGCGGGUCGAGGCUCCUUCUCGCAGGGUACCUCAAACAUGGAUCUCGUGCAACGUGUUCUCAAACUCGAAGGUGCCGUACCGAAGCAGUUUGAUGAGUUGAACCAUCGUAUCAGCACCAUCCAGCACGACCUCACGUCUUCGUUGAGCGUUUCGGAGACGAAGUGCAAGAAACUCGAUGAGCUGUAUCGCGAGGCGAAUGGCGAGAACGAAGCGCUGUACUCACGUUUCAACGACGAGCUUGCCAGAGUGCUGAAGGCUGUACGAGGGGGAGAGGGCGUCGAAGAGCUGAAGAGGAAGCUAAAAGAGGUUAGUGAUGAGGCGGUGAAGUUGAGACGAGAGACGAGUCGGUUGAAGAGGGAGAACGUGGGUUUGAGGUCGCAGCUGAAGGAAUGAACGGCGUAGCUUUCCCCUCUUCUCCAUGUAUGGGUUCUGCGUUUGAGCGAACGAUUCCCCAGGUCUUCUUUGGGUUUGCUUUUGGCGCGCUGUUGUGCUUAUGAGGGAUGAUGAUACACCAUGGCGGCAAGGGAAAGGCAUUGCUUGGAGUAAGCUUUGAUAAUCUGCAGUUUU
Messenger RNA from Cercospora beticola, 5165 nucleotides. Its product is annotated as RhoGEF domain-containing protein. NCBI's taxonomy places the organism in Eukaryota, Fungi, Ascomycota, Dothideomycetes, Mycosphaerellales, Mycosphaerellaceae. The record is from RefSeq and is a predicted model, not a curated record. Gene Ontology annotation, molecular function: guanyl-nucleotide exchange factor activity. Gene Ontology annotation, cellular component: cytoplasm. Gene Ontology annotation, biological process: regulation of actomyosin contractile ring contraction; regulation of division septum assembly.